AUGUGGCCUGUGCUUUGGACCGCGGUGCGCACCUAUGCUCCCUAUGUCACCUUUCCUGUGGCCUUCGUGGUCGGGGCUGUGGGGUACCACCUGGAAUGGUUCAUCCGGGGGAAGGAGCCACAGCCUGUGGAGGAGGAGAAGAGCAUCUCAGAGCGCCGGGAGGAGCGCAAGCUGGAUGAGCUGCUCGGCAAGGACCACACCCAGGUGGUGAGCCUUAAGGACAAGCUGGAAUUUGCUCCUAAAGCCGUCCUAAACAGAAACCGCCCGGAGAAGAACUAA
Messenger RNA from Rangifer tarandus platyrhynchus (Svalbard reindeer), 279 nucleotides. NCBI's taxonomy places the organism in Eukaryota, Metazoa, Chordata, Mammalia, Artiodactyla, Cervidae. The record is from the annotation of a GenBank genome assembly.